CCGCCUUCCUCCCUGAGCAAGAGCUCCCCUUGUUCACCCGAUACCCAGCCUCCCUCGUAGCCACCCACAUAUUCUCUCCUCUCUCCUGCCUCGGUGCCCUCCCUCGUGUCGGUGGCUCCCUCUGUUUCCCCUCCUCCCACCCGCCGCAAAACCCUAGCCCUAGGCGGCUAACCCUGCCGAUCACCACCUCCGCCAGCGCCCUCCCGCUCUCGCGAGCUCCGGUUGGACCCCCGGCUCGGCCAAGAACCCCCCGGCCCCCGAGCGCCUCGCCGUCAUGAACAUGGAAGCGUACGAGCGCCUCACCGCCGAGACCAGGCGCCGCGGCUCGUGCUUCGAUGCGCUGAUCGGGCUCGAGGAGGUGGAGGGGAGCGACGAGGAGGAGGAGGCGGGGGCGGUGGACGACAUGCCGUGCCCGUUGUGCGGCGAGGAGUUCGACAGCGUCGAGCUGUUCUGCCACAUGGACGACGAGCACCCGGAGGAGACUAAGGCCGGGGACAAAUGGAGGAACCGGCGAAGUUCAUACAGGUCGCAUUCUUCAACGCUUGCCUUAUUGAAAAAAGAUCUACGUGAGAAGAACCUGCAGCCCCUUUAUGGUGGAUCUUCACGUGCUGCCCCAAUGAGCACAGUGCCUGAUCCUCUACUAUCCUCUUUUGUUGGUCAUUUCGUUGAAGUAGAUUUGCCAAAGGAUGCACCGCAAGAGCCCUUGGAUGAAACGAAUGUGGGAAGUGAUUCCAUGGAGCAGAAAGCAGCAGAAAGCGCUGAGGAGCCUUUGCUCCCUGAGGUUAAGGAGGAGCGUACUAGGAGGAGCCAGUUUGUGCAGGGGCUCGUCUUGUCCCUGAUGUUUGAUGACAUCUUGUGAAGAGUGGCUCGUCCAAAGAAUCAACGACUGAGAAAGCAGCUCUUGCUACCACCAGACAGAUGUGUCAUACCAAGCUCAAGCUGCUGCUGUGAAGAGUGAAGACUCUGGUUUGGCAUUGCUCUUAGGAUGAAGGAAAGAAAAAAAAAUUGUGAAUAUCAGUGCUCGUAUUAUGUAAUGUACAUCGGUGCUGCGUGAGCAAUAACAGCUAGUAUUUGUAUAGUUUGGUAAUUUCCUGCUACAUUAGAUGCGAUGGGGAAGCUCCUGUGGACGUGAUUUAUGUAUAUUGGGAGGCUGAGAUACCGCAAAAGUCAACCCUGUUUCUCGCA
This is a messenger RNA of Phragmites australis (common reed), 1185 nucleotides long. RefSeq names its product protein DEHYDRATION-INDUCED 19 homolog 2-like. The transcript is spliced from 4 exons. The record is from RefSeq and is a predicted model, not a curated record. Bases 275 to 859 code for a protein of 194 amino acids. Lineage: Eukaryota; Viridiplantae; Streptophyta; Magnoliopsida; Poales; Poaceae.